Messenger RNA from Penicillium antarcticum, 216 nucleotides. RefSeq lists its product as uncharacterized. The transcript is spliced from 2 exons. The record is from RefSeq and is a predicted model, not a curated record. The annotation marks the transcript as partial. Lineage: Eukaryota; Fungi; Ascomycota; Eurotiomycetes; Eurotiales; Aspergillaceae.
GGCGACAUCAUGAUCCCAAGGAUACUUUCGAAUACGAAGAAUGCUACGAGCACGGUCACUUCCGUCAUUGAAACUGACCCAAAAGAAGAGAGAGCUCUAGUAUGGCGCCUAGAUCUAUUCUUCCUAACGAUCGGCUUCCUAGGCUACGUCUUCAAGUAUCUAGAUCAGACCAAUAUUGUGGGUUCAUCUGGGACACUUGAAGCAGUAUCGUUCUAA